Messenger RNA from Phacochoerus africanus (Common warthog), 2474 nucleotides. RefSeq names its product tribbles pseudokinase 3 (gene TRIB3). Bases 253 to 1332 code for a protein of 359 amino acids. The transcript is spliced from 4 exons. Gene Ontology annotation, biological process: positive regulation of proteasomal ubiquitin-dependent protein catabolic process; protein phosphorylation; regulation of MAP kinase activity. Lineage: Eukaryota; Metazoa; Chordata; Mammalia; Artiodactyla; Suidae. Gene Ontology annotation, cellular component: nucleus. The record is from RefSeq and is a predicted model, not a curated record. Gene Ontology annotation, molecular function: mitogen-activated protein kinase kinase binding; ATP binding; protein kinase activity.
GGGCAUCAGGCGGCGGCUGAUUAGCUCAGGUUUACAUCACCCGGGCUGGAGUUGAAGCCCGGCUCCCUGCGCUCCCGAGACACUCGCGGCGGAAGCGGCAGCGACUCGGCACACAUUCCGGCUGCUGGGGACCCGGGCCAGAGCCCCAUCCGGAGCCGACCUCAGCCGGGGCCGAGCGGCCUGGGCCAUCGUGGGUGCCUGGCGACUCUUGAGCUUGGCCGGCACCAGGACCCCGCCGCUGGCGAGGGCAAGAUGCGAGCCACCCCUCUGGCUGUUUCCACUGGAGCCCCUUCCAGGAAGAAGCGGUUAGAGUUGGAUGAUGACCUAGACCCUGAGUGUCCCACCCGGAAACAAGCUCGAAGUGAGCCCCAGCCCAGGCCGACCCCCUGUCCACUGCCUCUGAGCCCACCUCCUGCUCCAACCCACACCCCUGCUGUGACCGCCACCUCCAGGCUUGGACCCUAUGUGCUCCUAGAGCCCGAGGAAGGCAGCCAGACCUACCGGGCCCUGCACUGCCCCACAGGCACCGAGUACAUCUGCAAGGUAUACCCGGCCUGCGAGGCCCUGGCGGUGCUGGAGCCCUACUCGCGACUGCCCCGCCACCCGCACGUGGCCCGGCCGUCGGAGGUCCUGGCGGGCACGCGGCAGCUCUACGCCUUCUUCCCGCGGCCACAUGGGGACAUGCACAGCCUGGUGCGCCUCCGGCGUCGCCUGCCCGAGCCGGAGGCCGCCGCGCUCUUCCGCCAGAUGGCCUCCGCCCUGGCGCACUGCCACCAGCACGGGCUCGUCCUGCGGGACCUCAAGCUGCGGCGCUUCGUCUUUAGCGACCGGGACAGGACAAAGCUAGUGCUGGAGAACCUGGAUGACGCCUGUGUGCUGACAGGGCCUGACGACUCCCUGUGGGACAAGCACGCAUGCCCUGCCUACGUGGGCCCCGAGAUCCUCAGUUCCCGGGCAUCCUACUCAGGCAAGGCGGCGGACGUCUGGAGCCUGGGUGUGGCGCUCUUCACCAUGCUGGCUGGCCACUACCCCUUCCAGGACUCAGAGCCUGUCCUGCUCUUUGGCAAGAUCCGCCGUGGGGCCUUCGCCCUGCCUGAGGGCCUCUCAGCUCCUGCCCGCUGCCUGGUCCGCUGCCUCCUCCGUCGGGAGCCCGCUGAACGGCUCACGGCCCCGGGCAUCCUGCUGCACCCUUGGCUGCGGCAGAAUGCGGUCCCCACGGCUCCCUCAAGCUCUCGCCUCCGGGAGGCUGACCAGGUGGUCCCCGAAGGGCCGGGACUGGAGGAGGCGGAGGAGGCGGAAGAGGCAGAAAGAGAUGUGGGUCUCUAUGGCUAACUAACGCACAGACUCUCAGCCGCACACGGCGGGUUGGGUUUGGGGUAUCUCCAUGCUCUCUCCUGCCUCUUUGAACUGAGCUGAACCUUAAGUGCCUUCUGGGAGGGAGAGAAAGGAGGUGUGCACGGAGCGUGCCAGAUGCACAACCCAUGGUUCUGCAUGCCUGUGCCCAUGAACUCGUGCCUCACUGGGUCCUCUUUGGGUGCUCACUGUGCCAAGCCCUGAUCUGGGUGCUGAAAACACAGAGAACGACAGAGACAGAACUCUUGCCUGCAGAGUGGACAACACUUUCCAUGUCCAGGGGUCAGUGUCUAUACACUGUGGGUGGCUCCCUCAGUGCAGGUGUCAGCAUCCACUCGUGCUGGUGCCCAGGUACCUCUGACCUGGGACAGUCCCUUUCACAAACAACCCAGCUGCCUUUGUAUCUCGCACCUCCUUAGAGAAAGGGAAGCAUCACUGUGCCAAAGGCUCCAGGCCUCUCUCCCAUAACUCAGGACCCUAGAGCUCAGACUAUGCUAGGAAUUGUGCUCCCAGCAGCUCUGUCCUCUUGGUCAAGGGAUUCUCCAUCCAGACCUGAGCCAAGAGUUUAGGCUGGAAGGUCAAGAGUAUAAACUGCGAGGCUGAACCUCAUCUAACUUAAAGAAUGGUUUGGAAUGAGGGGUCAAGCCUGUUCAUGUCAGUGGCCCCUGACCUGAGCACCAGAGUUGGGGAGCAGGAUUAGGCAAGGUCUUGGAAGUCCCAAGCUCUGCUCUGGGGACGCUUGGGGUCCAGGAUCCUAAAUCAACGCUAUGGGAUUUGAGAUGUCAUGAAUACGUAUUGUUACCAUGUGCCUGAUAGAGGAAUUAUGAAAUACUGUCAUUUCUCCUGGAUAUUUCACCCAUCUUCUCCUCCCCCACCACUUAUGAGUUUUCUCUGCCUCCAAAACCAGCCCCAGGGUAUAAGCUGGAGGCCUGGUGUCUCAACUUCACCUGAGUGGUUCAUGAGAACAGAAGAGCCAGUGUGCCUUCCCUCAUUCCCUCUGUUCCUUCUGGGUGUCUUAGUGUCUCAGGGGACUUUUUGGCUGCAAGUAACUGAUAUCCUAAGUCGAAGUGGCUUAAAAAAGAAGAAAAGGGGAGUUCCUAUUGUGGCUCAGUCGUAACGAA